Messenger RNA from Striga hermonthica, 447 nucleotides. NCBI's taxonomy places the organism in Eukaryota, Viridiplantae, Streptophyta, Magnoliopsida, Lamiales, Orobanchaceae. The record is from the annotation of a GenBank genome assembly.
AUGGAAAUCGUUGUGAUCUCUGACGCAAUUUCAUUCAUCGCUUACCCGACGCAGUCGUUUGGCCUUUCGAAUUUCCUCACUCAACCCCACGACCUAUCCCUCCCCGACACGAAUCACCCGCCGAGAUCGUCGAUGCCGUUCCGCAUCUUCCCCACUUCGCAUCACCCAACAAGAACGCUGACCAAGAGAAGACUGCGCAAGAUCCACUGCGUCCGUCGGAGGAUCUCAGUAGAUUACACGACGACGGGGAGAACGGAUAUGGUUCCUUUAAAAACCGCAAAGUUCUUCAAUCGCGGCAUCGCCGCUCCGUGCAACUACUUAGUUUCUGAAAUCCGUGGAUGCGAGUCAUUUUUGGGCGGGGAGUGGCAGCCGCGGCGACGGUCCUGGCUGCGUGCGAGGGGUGUUGGACUUGCCGAGCACGGGACUGGUGCGUUUCAGAAGGUUUGA